UAAUGACGUCGCGUUUAGUAUCAUAACACGCAUGCGCUUUUGCGUCUUGCUGAAUGGAAACAAACGAAGUUCUGCCAAAAUGUCCAGUAAAGAAGUAAAAGCUGAACUAAAAAGUGCUAGAGAAGCCAUCAAAAAUAAAGAGUUUAAAGAAGCUUUGAAACAUUGUAAGGCUGUUCUCAAACUUGAGAAGAAUAACUAUAAUGCUUGGGUGUUUAUUGGAGUGGCAGCUACAGAGCUGCAGCAGCCGGAUCAGGCUCAGACCGCCUACAGAAAGGCCACUGAACUGGAGCCAGAGCAACUGCUUGCAUGGCAGGGUUUAGCAAAUCUGUACGAAAAAAGUGACCAAGCAGAUUUCAAA
This is a messenger RNA of Sinocyclocheilus rhinocerous, 358 nucleotides long. RefSeq names its product tetratricopeptide repeat protein 37-like. The record is from RefSeq and is a predicted model, not a curated record. Lineage: Eukaryota; Metazoa; Chordata; Actinopteri; Cypriniformes; Cyprinidae. Gene Ontology annotation, biological process: nuclear-transcribed mRNA catabolic process. The annotation marks the transcript as partial. The transcript is spliced from 4 exons. Gene Ontology annotation, molecular function: protein binding. Gene Ontology annotation, cellular component: Ski complex.